AUGGUCAGAAGCGGCAGAGCCGGCCGUGGGGAAGGAUCCGGAGGCGGUGACCAAAGUAGAGUUACGGGCUACCUUCUUCACACAAAAGACCAACGGGAGGAGCCGCCUGAGGGAGCAGAGGUCAGCCGCCGGUUAUCUUCAACCUCCGCCAACAUGGGUAUCUCACGAGACUCGAUGCACAAGAGGCGCGCCACCGGAGGGAAGCAGAAGACAUGGAGGAAGAAGCGAAAGUACGAGCUUGGUCGUCAGCCUGCUAACACGAAGAUCUCAAGCAACAAGACUGUAAGGAGAGUUCGAGUGAGAGGUGGCAACGUGAAGUGGAGAGCUCUUAGACUCGACACUGGAAAUUACUCAUGGGGAAGCGAAGCAGUUACUCGCAAAACUCGUAUUCUCGAUGUGGUCUACAACGCAUCAAACAACGAGCUUGUGAGAACACAAACUCUCGUCAAAAGUGCCAUUGUUCAAGUUGAUGCAGCUCCAUUCAAGCAAUGGUACCUUCAACACUACGGAGUCGACAUUGGUAGGAAGAAGAAAACUGCUGCUACCACAAAGAAGGACACAGAGGAAGGAGAAGGGGCUACAGAGGAAGCAAAGAAGAGCAACCAUGUUCAGAGAAAGAUUGAGAAGCGUCAAGAAGAACGUAAGCUUGAUCCUCAUGUUGAAGAACAGUUUAGUUCUGGAAGGUUGUAUGCUUGCAUUUCUUCUCGACCAGGUCAAUGUGGUAGAGCCGAUGGAUACAUUUUGGAAGGAAAGGAGCUUGAGUUCUAUGUGAAGAAGCUUCAAAGAAAGAAGGGAAAAAGUGCUGGUGCUGCUUUUUAAGAGUCUUGAGUCCUUUUGGUAUGUUGGAAUCCUUUUGGUUGUUUCAUUUACUUAGUUAAAUGUUAAUCGUUUUAGUUGCAUGUUAUGUGUGAUGAUUUCAUAAAGUUUAUAAGAUUUUGAUUUGUGCACUUGUCUCGUUAUUGAUUGCUAGAUGGAUAUGUUUGUUGUUUUGCAAUGAUACUAAUCUUGUCAUCUUAAUUGGAUGUUUUUUGAUUUUAUUUUCAAGAAAAUUUUGUUUUUUGAAGUUUUUGAUGAUGUGAUGAUUUGGUAUAAAAAUAUCGAGUUGAUUUUUUUC
This is a messenger RNA of Lactuca saligna, 1114 nucleotides long. Lineage: Eukaryota; Viridiplantae; Streptophyta; Magnoliopsida; Asterales; Asteraceae. The record is from the annotation of a GenBank genome assembly.